Molecule: messenger RNA, 814 nt
Organism: Glycine soja
Lineage: Eukaryota; Viridiplantae; Streptophyta; Magnoliopsida; Fabales; Fabaceae
Product: probable isoaspartyl peptidase/L-asparaginase 3
Exons: 3
Coding region: 242-517 (91 amino acids)
Biological process (GO): protein deglycosylation
Molecular function (GO): N4-(beta-N-acetylglucosaminyl)-L-asparaginase activity
Source: RefSeq, a predicted model, not a curated record
GGAUAAAUUUUUUGUUGUUAAUAUCUUAAGAUUAAAUUAUCACAUGUUUAAGAACCUAAACAAUCAAAUAUCCAACAUAUAGGCCUAUGAGUAUGUGAUUAAUUUAAUGGUAAAAAAACAAAAAGGAUACGGGGCAACCUAGCCCAGCCCCAACCCACACCACGCUGUUGAAUUGCGCAACCCUGCACCUGCACCCGUACCGCAGUGACAACAUCGGCGUGCAUAAACUCUAAACCCUACUAUGUCCGAAGACAAGUACGACGUGCUCCUCUAUUACAAGUACGUUGAAAUUCCCAACCUCAACGACCUCCUCACCUUCUACCACUCCAACUGCUCCUCCCUCAGCCUCCUCGGUCGUGUUCGCCUUUCUUCUCACGACGUCAAUGUCACCGUUGGCGGCAACUUAUCCUCUCUCAAGAAUCACAUCGAAGCCCUCAAAGCCUACAGAACCUUGUUUCACCACACUGAUUUCAAGCUCGACACUUGUCAUCAUCCAUUAAACAACAAAGUAGCCUAGGAAUGUGGAUUCACUUCCCUCUCUAUUCGAAUCAUCGACGAACUUGUUACUCUCAGUUCCCAUCCACUGUUAAAGUCACCGGAUAUCUCAAAUGUCGGAAAGCAUCUCUCUGCCCUCGACUUCCAUUCUUCCCUCCACAAUACCAUUGGUCUGGGUGGAAGUCUAGAUGAGAAUGGAGAAACUAUAAUUGAUGCUCUGAUAAUGGAUGGGGUAACUACCAAUCACCAUGCUCUGCAUCUACUGAUUAUUUUGUGCCUUGCUUUAUACUUUUUCAUGCAUUGACAUGAUUUUUGGUCC